This is a messenger RNA of Naegleria gruberi, 1704 nucleotides long. RefSeq names its product alpha amylase, catalytic region. Gene Ontology annotation, biological process: carbohydrate metabolic process. The coding region runs from base 7 to 1671 and encodes 554 amino acids. The transcript is spliced from 3 exons. The record is from RefSeq and is a predicted model, not a curated record. NCBI's taxonomy places the organism in Eukaryota, Heterolobosea, Eutetramitea, Acrasida, Naegleriidae.
AAAAAAAUGCUCAACCACUCUCGUUCCGAUUUGUGGUCAGGAAAAUCUUCUCGGAUCAUCACGAGUUAUUCAUCACCAUCUUCAUGGAUGAUGGUUAUUGUAUUGGUGUUGUUGAUGAUUUUUAAUGUGAUGAUAUCUUUUACUAGUGCACAAUAUGCACCAAAUCCAAUUUUAUAUGAAGUUUCAACUCGUCCAUGGUUAUAUGAAUUAUCACAAAAGUAUGGUUAUCAAAUUCGUUUGAACAAUAUUCCAAUGAAGGAAUUUCAAGCAUUGAAAAAUCAAGGAGUUCAAUAUAUUUGGAUGAUGGGAAUGUGGACUAUUGGAAACUAUGGUAGAUGUAGAGCUACUGAUCUUGCUAUGAGAGCUACUGAUUAUGCAGUUAAUUUACCUGAUUAUCAAAUGAGUGAUAUUAUUGCAUCUCCAUAUCAAGUUUUGGAAUAUACUGUCAAUCAACAAGAAAUAGGAACUGAUAAUGAUUUGAUUAAUUUGAGACAACAAUUGAAUGCUAUGGGAUUAAAAUUAAUGCUCGAUUUUGUUCCAAAUCACAGUGCAGUUGAUAAUCCACUCGUUGAAACAAAUUCAUCCAUGUUUAUUUUGGCUCCACCAAAUCUUUCACCACCUUAUGAUGCUUAUUCCUAUCUUCCAAAUGGAGUUGCAUACGGAAAGGAUGGUUAUUUUCCUGCUUGGACUGAUACUGCUCAAUUCAAUUAUUGGAAUCAACAGACUAGAAAUUACCAAUUAGGAAAUCUAAUGAAAGUUGCCAGCAUGGCUGAUGCAAUCAGAUGUGACAUGGCUAUGUUGCCACUCAAUUCUCAAAUUACCAGAAUCUGGGGACAACAACUCAAUCAAAGAGGAUACACUCAACCAUCGACUGAAUUUUGGCAAUGGGCAAUUUCAACUGUUAAGUCCAAAUUCCCAAAUACUAUCCUUUUAGCUGAGGUUUAUUGGGGUUUGAAUGGAGAAUUACAACAACUUGGAUUUGAUUUUACCUACGAUAAGGAUUUAUAUGAUGCCUUGACAGCUAACAGUAAUACUGCUAAUAUUCAUACUUAUUUCCUCAACCAACCUUUGUCUUAUUUGGCUCACUCUGCUCACUUUGUAGAAAACCACGAUCAAUCAAGAGCUGUUGCUAACUUUGGUUCUGUUGAUAGAGCUAAUGCUGCCUGUGCCAUUUCCUUCUCUGUACCUGGUAUGAAAUUUAGUUAUUUCGGCCAAUGGGUUGGUAAGAAGAAUCCACUCGUUGUUCAAUUGAGAAGAAGUACCACUGAACCAGUUCAACCAGAUGCUAUUAAUUUCUAUACUGCUUUCAUUCCAAUUGUUGCCAACUUUACAGUUCCUGGAUCAGUAUUCUCAUACAAGACUGUUGGUCAAAGCAAUAUUGCCUAUCGUGUAUUCGCUUUCCAUUGGAGAGUUCCAUCCACUGGCUACAGCUAUUUGGUUACUGUUAAUUAUAGUGCUAAUCAAGGAAAUGGUGCAAUCAUUCUCGAUGAUGUACCAAAUACUAAUACUGAUAUUAUUUUUGUUGAGCUCUUCUCUGGAACUCAAUAUUCCAGAAAUGCUCAACAAGUAAGACAAAGUGGUUUGUUUGUGGUUUUGGAUAGUUAUCAAGUUCAGAUUUUUAAAUACCAAUCCACCACUCCUUCCUUUAAAUUUAAUAUUAAAAAACAUUAAUUUAUUCCGAAUAAAUAGAUACAAUUUCUUUUC